Cylicostephanus goldi is the source of this 254-nucleotide messenger RNA. The record is from the annotation of a GenBank genome assembly. NCBI's taxonomy places the organism in Eukaryota, Metazoa, Nematoda, Chromadorea, Rhabditida, Strongylidae.
AUGAACCGGAUGAGCUCUCCAUAUGCCACAAUAAUUGACAAACUCGACUUUGACAUGGCCAUAUACGCCGCUAAGCUCGAUCGUGCUCUCAAAGCUAGCGACAAAGAUGCCAUCGUCAAAAUAUUGACGUCAAUUAGCAAUAACCAGCGUCAAAUGGUCAGUUACGCAUGGAGAAAAGCAUUUCCUGUGUGCACAAAUUAUUUAAUUCAAGGUUGUUGGGAAGAGUAUGAACUUAGUAUAAAACUCCUUUAGCG